Messenger RNA from Pan troglodytes (chimpanzee), 772 nucleotides. It is a transcript of the gene ANG, whose product is annotated as angiogenin. NCBI's taxonomy places the organism in Eukaryota, Metazoa, Chordata, Mammalia, Primates, Hominidae. Gene Ontology annotation, biological process: angiogenesis; innate immune response; defense response to Gram-positive bacterium. The record is from RefSeq and is a predicted model, not a curated record. The coding region runs from base 151 to 594 and encodes 147 amino acids. The transcript has 2 exons. Gene Ontology annotation, molecular function: RNA nuclease activity; nucleic acid binding.
GCGGGAUUCAAAAGAACAUCUUUGCGUUUUCUACCGGCUCCCCAUCAUCGUACUAGGGAGGAAGAAGCGGGUGAGAAACAAAACUUCUUUCCAUUGUCCUGCCCGUUUCUGCGGACUUGUUCUGAGGCCGAGGAGCCUGUGUUGGAAGAGAUGGUGAUGGGCCUGGGCGUUUUGUUGUUGGUCUUCGUGCUGGGUCUGGGUCUGACCCCACCGACCCUGGCUCAGGAUAACUCCAGGUACACACACUUCCUGACCCAGCACUAUGAUGCCAAACCACAGGGCCGGGAUCACAGAUACUGUGAAAGCAUCAUGAGGAGACGGGGCCUGACCUCACCCUGCAAAGACAUCAACACAUUUAUUCAUGGCAACAAGCGCAGCAUCAAGGCCAUCUGUGAAAACAAGAAUGGAAACCCUCACAGAGAAAACCUAAGAAUAAGCAAGUCUUCUUUCCAGGUCACCACUUGCAAGCUACAUGGAGGGUCCCCCUGGCCUCCAUGCCAGUACCGAGCCACAGCGGGGUUCAGAAACGUUGUUGUUGCUUGUGAAAAUGGCUUACCUGUCCACUUGGAUCAGUCAAUUUUCCGUCGUCCGUAACCAGCGGGCCACUGGUCAAGUGCUGGCUCUGCUGUCCUUGCCUUCCAUUUCCCCUCUGCACCCAGAACAGUGGUGGCAACAUUCAUUGCCAAGGGCCCAAAGAAAGAGCUACCUGGACCUUUUGUUUUCUGUUUGACAACAUGUUUAAUAAAUAAAAAUGUCUUGAUAUCAGUAAGAA